GAAUAGCAAGGAUCGAAUGGACAGCUGAUUGCUUGAGCCCAUCGGACGGCCGCGUGGCUCCCAGGAGCCCUAUAUCACCAUCCUUGCCCACCGCCUCCCCUCAUCACCAGCGUCCGCCACCGCCGCCGCCUUUCGUACCGCGGCCCCUAAACCCCUUUCCUCGUUCCCCUCCGUCUCUCAGUUAGGCACAAUGAUGCUAGCUAAUAAGCUUGGUGGUCUGCUCAAGAAUGCUACGAGUUCAAAUAUGUCUGUCUACCAAGCAAUCAGAUGCAUGUCAUCAUCCAAGCUUUUUGUUGGAGGGCUUUCUUAUGGAACCGAUGAUCACAGUCUCAGAGACGAGUUUGCCAAAUAUGGACAAGUUAUUGAAGCUAAGAUUAUCCUUGAUCGUGAGUCUGGGAGGUCCAGAGGUUUUGGCUUUAUAACUUACACGUCUUCUGAGGAGGCUUCGGCUGCCAUCACUGCCAUGGAUGGAAAGACUCUGGAUGGACGGAACAUACGGGUUAAUCAUGCUAACGAGAGGACAGGUGGCUUCCGCAGCAGCGGUGGUUAUGGUGGUGGCGGCUAUGGUGGUGGUGGUGGUGGCUAUGGUGGCGGUGGCUAUGGUGGCGGCUAUGGUGGUGGUAGCGGUGGCUAUGGCGGCGGCGGCAGUGGUGACUAUGGUGGCGGCAGCGGUGGAUAUGGUGGCAACUACGGCGACAGGGCUGGUGGUGGCUAUGGUGGUGGUGGUGAUUAUGGAGUUGCAGGUGGGGCUGAAGGCAGUUUUGCUGCUGGAGGUAGCGACAGCUUUGGCAGCAGUAACUUUGCUGACAGUGGUUUUGGUGAAAACCCUGCUGGUAGCUUUGGCGCAAUGGGUGGUUCCAGUGGCGCUGAUGGGUUCUCUGCCGGCACACCUGGUGACGGUAACAAGAAUGAUGAAAUCAUGGAUGAUCUCUUCAAGGACGAUGAGCCUGACAGCUACGCCAACAAGAGGAGCUAAUUUGUGUCCACCACCACCAUGCGAGGCCGUGUGGAUUCUAGGCCAUAUGUAUUCGGUAGUGUUUUCUGUUAACAUGAUAGGUGUCUGAUGUCUAAAUAAUGGAACGAGUCCUUUUGUUGAGUUUGAGUUGUGGAACUUUCAAAGCGUGCGUUGCAUGCUGGCGCUUGUGCCGGCAAACAUGGCAUACUUUCAUGUUAUAUUGUUAUUUGCUA
Messenger RNA from Zea mays, 1188 nucleotides. Its product is annotated as glycine-rich RNA-binding protein 7. The transcript has 5 exons. The record is from RefSeq and is marked validated. The coding region runs from base 191 to 976 and encodes 261 amino acids. NCBI's taxonomy places the organism in Eukaryota, Viridiplantae, Streptophyta, Magnoliopsida, Poales, Poaceae. Gene Ontology annotation, molecular function: RNA binding.